Molecule: messenger RNA, 5948 nt
Organism: Xiphophorus hellerii (green swordtail)
Lineage: Eukaryota; Metazoa; Chordata; Actinopteri; Cyprinodontiformes; Poeciliidae
Gene: katnip
Product: katanin interacting protein
Exons: 22
Coding region: 340-4437 (1365 amino acids)
Source: RefSeq, a predicted model, not a curated record
UGGUUGGAUGGUUGAGAGGUGUGCAGCAUCCAUCCAUUCAUCCAUCUGUAUGGAUGAAUGGUUCAUAUCAUCCAUAGAUAUGAAUUUGUACCGCUGGCGCCGGGAGCGUCGGUGGGCGUGUCCAACGCUGAUGCGGCUCUUCUGAUUGGCUGAAAUCUCUCCUGGUAACCGACCAACACACGAGACGUUAAAAAAUAAAAUAAAAAACUCGGGAUUUAUUUGACGGAUAAAGUUAGGCUUUCUAUAUCUUGGAGAACCAGACUGAGCUCCGGUUAUUACAGAAACCUCCAUGAUCUCCGGCUGGCAGGAUGCGGGAUCCUCCAGCAGCUGCAGGACACCAUGGAUAACCAGGGGAGAAAAGCGUGCCGAGAGGCGGAGCUGGCCUCUGCUGCGGAUGAAACUCUGGAUGAAUAUUUAAUCGGCCUCCAGCAGAAAAACAGAGCUCUGCGGCGCCUCAGGGUGAAAGGUCGGCGGGAGGUGGAGCUGGAGCGGCUGGAGGAAGGAUUUUCCAUUUACUUUAAUGGAGCGAACGCCGAGGCGAGUCGGAGGAACAGCAAGGCUUCCAGAACCGCCUGCUCUCUGCCGGACCAGAGGGCUGCAGACGUCUGCAGGAGCGCCCACCAGCUAGCCGCGCACAGCGGGAUUCUGGGACCUGAGACGAGCCGGAAGAGGAGUCAGACGGCGCCGGAACGCGUCCGCAGGAAGGAAUGGGUGCAGGAAUCUGUUGAGAUCCGGACAGAGGACGGCCUGAGAGUGAAACUCUCCCCUGAUUUACGCUACUCUGAGGAUUUCGAGCCGUAUGAAAGCGUAAACAUGGAGAGGUCCGGCCAGCGCUCGCCAUGUAGAGAUUCCUCCAAGCUUCAGCGCUCCUUCAGCUGCAGGCCGGAGGUCCAGGGCGGCCCGGCCAACCCGGAACACAGCGAGAAGGUUCUCCUCAGCCUGGAGGAGGUGAAGGUUUUGCGUCGGAGCCUGGAGGUCAGCAUGCGGCGGAGCAGCCGAGGCUCGGCGGGGGAGGAGUCGGACGAGGAGUGGAUCGAGGAGCAGAUAGAGAGGGAGGAGAGCACCGAGAGCCUGGAUGAGCUCGGCCUGCCGCUCUCCAAAUCCUCCAACAGCUCACGGAAGAGCGAGACCAGCAGUCCGUUCGACCCUGCCGACCUCAUUGUUCUGGACUUUGGACCCUCGCAUAAAGGGCGUAAGAUUGAGCGUUCUCUGUCUGCGAGGAGGAGAGAAAGCAGCGACUCGUUUGUUCCCACCAGGCCGUUGUUGGUGAAAAGCAAAACGUUAGACAGGCCGCCUUCAAGCUGGGAGGGACAGAGGCCGAGGAGUCGGGCAGAGCGGCCGCUGUCAGCAGCCAGGAAGGCUUCAGCUGAGGAGCGAGACUCAGCCCAGGUUUUCUGCAGCGUCCGGGACGCCAUGCAGAGAGAGAACUGCAGCCCUGGGCAGGGAGCCGGCAGCCACAGCACGGUUGAAGGUCACCAGGAGGUCAACAGCGUGAAGCCCCCUGGUGGUCAUGGGAAGGAUGACAGCGGCGUCUCCGUGGCGAUGCAGAGGAUCACCCUGCUGGGCCCCAGGCAGCAGCAGAGGCUCCUAAAGGCCCUGGAGCAGCUGGAAGCAGAACCUGGCCAGAACCCAGACCUCUCCAAGCAGCCGAGAGAGCCGCCGCCGCAGCCGGCAGACGUCCCCCCUGCGCUGUACGUUACCAUGGAGAUCCUGUCCAACUGGGGCAACGCGCUGCAGGUCGGCCUGACGGAGCUGCAGUUCUUCUGCCGCAGAAACAGGAAGCUGUUCGUGUCGCCGCACGACAUCGACAUCAGGAACGCCGACCACCCGGGGAACCUGGCGGCGCUGGUCAACGGAAAGGUCAAGACCACCAGGGGGCGCCACAUGUGGACGUGUCCCUUCCACCCGCCCAUCCAGCUCUACUUCAUCAUCAGGAACACCGAGCGCGCUCUGGACUUCGGCAUCUCCUCCAUUAAAAUCUGGAACUACAACAGAAGCCUAACCGACCUGGACGUCGGCGCGCGCCACGUCCGUCUGUACCUGAACAGUUCGCUGGUGUUUGACGGCCAGCUGGAGAAAGGCUGCGGGAACCAGGUCUUCGACUACGGCUCCACCGUCGACCUGAAGGCCUUCCUGUUGUCCAGCGCCGGCUCCGCGGGGCGCCCCCUGCAGGCCGGGGAGGGCGGCGGCGCGCAGCCGCACCGUGCGGUUCUGCCUGACCCGUCGGACAGGACUACGUUAGACGCGCCGCUCCCACCCAUCGCCGCUCGCCGUCCAUCUGCCCAGAGGAGCGCCUUGGACCGGUCCGCCUCCGCGGAUAAGGCGGAUCAGGCGGCGCCCAUGCAGCUGACGGUCACCACCCAGCCGUCCGCCUGCCGGGUCGCCCCCCAGUGGCUGCAGCCGCCGAACCGGGCUGCUCCAGAGGGCUGUGAGGCCGGCAGGGAGCGGCCCCGCUGGCUGGUACCGCAGCUCUCCACGGAAACCAAGCCUUCCUCCUCCUCCUCCUCCUCCAUGCUGCCGGAGCUGCCUUGUAACCCCGGCCGCGUGUGCAGAGGGGCGGACGGGCCGAUGAACGGCGGGCAGCGCUCCCUGGACCCGAGCUGCAACCUGCUGGAGGAGCUGCAGGCGGAGCGGCCCGUCAGCGGGCGCCGCAGCUCCUCCAGGCAGACGGAGGAGCAGCGCCACCUAGCGGCCGAUGAACCUGUGUGUCUGGUCGGCGCUGCCCGGCGGUCCAGCGCCGGCGCCGGCCGGUCCCGUUGCCACAGCCAGCAGGACGACUCCCUGAUGGAGUCCUGGGACUCCCUCACCAAGUUCAACCAGUGCCAGCGCGGCCGCAUCUCCAACAUGGCCUUUGAAGGCGACGUCUUCGACGAGUUCCUCCAGCGCCGGGGUCAUGGUCCGCCCACGCUCCCCGUGACCCCCGCCACGACCCCCAGAACCCCUCCGUCCUCCGUCAGCUCGGCGCCGCAGAGCGACGGCCCGGACGACGACCCAGCCGUGGAGCGAGACGACGACUUUGAGAUCCCGGUUCUGCCUCAGGGCCGGCGGCUGGUUCUCAACAUCCGGUCCACUUGGGGCGACCGCCAUUACGUGGGCCUCAACGGCCUGGAGGUGUUCAGCGCCAGCGGCGAGCCGCUGCGCCCCGCCACCAUCAGCGCCGACCCGCCGGACAUCAACGUGCUUCCGGCAUACGGCAAAGACCCGCGCGUGGCGGCCAACCUGGUGGACGGCGUGAACCGCACGCAGGACGACAUGCACCUGUGGCUGGCGCCGUUCACGCCGGGCCGCCGCCACUCCGUCUUCCUGGACUUCGCCGCUCCGCACCAGAUCGCCAUGAUCCGGGUCUGGAACUACAACAAGUCGCGCAUCCACUCGUUCCGCGGCGCCAGGGAGGUGGAGAUGCUGCUGGACGGUCGCUGCAUCUUCAGGGGCGAGAUCGCCAAGGCGUCGGGAACGCUGUCCGGAGACCUGGACCAGUUCGGGGACACAAUCCUCUUCACCACAGACGACGCCAUCUUGGAGGCCAUGUCUCGCCACGACGAGACGUUUCUGGGCGAAGACGAGCGACCCGACGGGUCGGCGUGUGAGGAAGAGCUGCAGCGGCCGCGCACCGCCGACGGAGAGGGUGACGAGCGACCUUUCACCCAGGCCGGGUUCAGAGAGGAAGACCUGGCACUGAAGCUUCAGCUCAGCGCUGCAGUGAACCAGCCAGAGGAAAACAUGCAGAAUGUUCCUGGGAUCUUCUCUGGGAAAUACCUCAGACUGGAGAUGACGGCAACUUGGGGCGAUUCCCACUACAUGGGCCUGACGGGGCUGGAGGUGGUGGGGAAGGACGGGGAGAGUUUACCUCUGGACCUCGCCAUGAUGGUGGCGUCACCGCGUGACCUCAACGACCUGCCGGAGUACCAACACGACUCGCGCACGCUUGAUAAGCUCAUCGACGGCCAUAACAUCACCACUGACGACCUCCACAUGUGGCUGAUUCCUUUCUCCGCUGGAGAAUCUCACACCCUGAGCGUCGCCUUCAGCAGGCAGCAAGCCGUCGCCGGGCUGCGCGUCUGGAACUACAACAAGUCAUCUGAGGAUUCCUACAGAGGGGUGAAAGUCCUUCAUCUGUUCUUGGAUGAGGUGGCCAUCUCCCCUCCGGACGGGUUCCUGGUCCGGAAAGGACCGGGUAACUGCCACUUCGACUUCGCCCAGGAGAUUCUGUUUGUGGAUUUCCUGCAGCCUCCCGCUGACACCUGGAGCCACGACGACGACGCCCAGAGGCACGCAGCACAGAGAGGAAGUUCGAAGAGGCCGGACCAGCCCAGCAUGGACUACGAAGCUCCCAUCAUGCCUUGUGGCUGUAUCCUUCCUGAACAACAGGAUUUCACUCAUAGUUUAAAACACAAACUUCACUUUUUAACUUUAGCAUCUGAUGCUAACAUAGGCUAAAAGCAGCUAGCUGCGGGUUUAUCCAUGGAAAAUCCUUUAUGUUCACUCCCAGUUUAAAAACAUACAGAUGAAAUAAAAUCUCCCUAAAGAGGAAAAUGUAACACAAAGAAUUCAUCUUUAACAACCACGUUUUUGCUUUUAAUUUCAUUAAAACUCAUGGAAAAAAAAAAACAAAAAGAAAAAGAUCGACCCGAUUACUUUAGGAUACAAUUUUAACUGGUCAGAUCUGGUUUCUACUGGAAUCUGGCUAUUUUUGCUCAUUUCAAUAAAAUAUUGUGUGUUUUAGUGUAAUAUUGAGCAGCUAAAAAUGAAAAAAUAAAAUAGUUUGUGAUAUUAAUGUGUUUAUAUUUGUUUAUAUUUACAAAAAUGCUUGUUGUUUAAUGGUUUCCUGUUUCCGGAGGAUUGAAAAUCUGCUGGGAAAGAAAAGUGGUUUCUGGAAGGAAGCUGGAUGCAGUGAGGCUCUCUCUGGACCAGAUUGAUCAGAUCCACUGGAUUUAACUGAUCAAUACUCAGUAAGUGGAAUGAAACCAUUCAGUGAAUCCCAGCUGAUCCAGAACCAGCAGCACUUCAACCGGCCGGAAACAUUCAACGAUUGCUUUAUUCAUCGCUGAUGUUUAAACUUCAGCAGAGCUGGAGGUUUUUAUGGAAGGUUUUCAGAUUCUGUACAGUCAGAGCAAAUUUACAACACAAGAAAAACAAUAUUAUGCAGUUAUUGAAAAUAGUUUACUCAGACUAAAAGAAAAACAGCUGAGUAGGAGAAUUUAAAGGAACGAUGAUACGGAGGCUGGCAGGUGCAAAAUGUGCUGCAGAGACAAACGCAAAAAAACCACAAAAGAUGCUGCAACCAAAAAAACUGAAGCAAAGACGUACAAUCAACAAAACAACGUGAACAAAACAUUCUGCAAACGCAGACAACGUGUUACAAUAAUCUACUAAUCACGUUAAUUUAAAAUAAUAAUGAACGCCAUGAUUAAUGUAUAUUAAAGGGCAGUUUUGUUUACAUCGAUAUUUUUUUUUAUUCGUUUUUGGGUUUUUUUGUUUUACAAAAUUAAAAUUAGUAUCUGAUAAGAUGAACUUGCAUCUUAUGCAGCAUUAACAGAUUCCCUAAAAAUAGUCUCAAAACAACUUUAUUGUUUAUCGCAAUUAUUACUGAGAUUAAUUACUUUAUUGUUCUGCUAAAUUUAAUGGGACAGGCCGGAAAUAGAAGAAGAAGGAAAACUGCUGCAAGUAUGUUUUUUGUUUUGUUUGUUUUUUUAAUAAACCAAUUUCGGCUAAAAACCCAACUCCUCUUGGCGCCAAAAUAUUUUCGAAAUUGCCGUGUUUCCAUGAAGGGAAUUUAUUUUCAAAUGUCAAAUUGUGCAAUUAUGUGGUAAACGCAGCUAGUGAUGUUAUUUUAUCUUUAGUUCGGGAAUUCCCGGCUCGGACGAACCACAUCGUCCGAGCCGAACCACAGGAAUCGACUGCGGUUCGGUCCGGUUCUGUGGUACCACCACAUUGUAUUUUCUUUGACU